Molecule: messenger RNA, 3188 nt
Organism: Cebus imitator (Panamanian white-faced capuchin)
Lineage: Eukaryota; Metazoa; Chordata; Mammalia; Primates; Cebidae
Gene: ENOX1
Product: ecto-NOX disulfide-thiol exchanger 1
Exons: 15
Coding region: 375-2354 (659 amino acids)
Biological process (GO): ultradian rhythm
Cellular component (GO): plasma membrane; external side of plasma membrane
Molecular function (GO): protein-disulfide reductase activity; RNA binding
Source: RefSeq, a predicted model, not a curated record
ACACACACAUUUGCAGGCGCGCGUGCGCACGCCCGCGUGCCUCCAGCCGCGGAGUCUCCAGCGCCCCUCAGCAGAUCCCGGCUCUCCCAGGCGCCGCUACUCACACAGGCUUCCAGCCGCCACGGGGCGUCCUCUGUCUGCUGCAGCGGCGGCGACGGCGGCGGCGGCGGCAGCGGAGGGAACGGUGACUGCAGCCCGGCCCCAUCUCCCAGCUUCGUGCCCGGGACAGAGUCCGGGAGAAGCAAAGAAGGAGGACGCCGAGGCUAGGAGGAGCCGCGCCGCGCCCGGCGCCCCACUCCGCGCGGCGGGCUGCCUCCGCUCCCCAUACGGCGCCCCCAGGUCCUUUGCUGCCAGCAUGCUAUCAUAUUUAUAAUAUGUGGAGGAGAGAGAGCUCACCAUGCUCAGAACCCGAUGACCUCCGAGGGGACCCUGCACUCAGCCAUCAAAGUGCUCCUGCCCACCUGGAUGCUCAUAAUUCAAUGGUAGAUGCAGGUGGAGUUGAGAACAUCACCCAGCUUCCCCAGGAGCUUCCUCAGAUGAUGGCUGCAGCAGCUGAUGGUUUGGGGAGUAUAGCGAUAGACACGACCCAGCUCAACAUGUCUGUGACAGAUCCGACAGCCUGGGCUACAGCCAUGAAUAACCUGGGCAUGGUUCCCGUGGGGUUGCCUGGACAGCAGCUCGUGUCUGACUCAAUCUGUGUCCCAGGCUUUGAUCCAAGCCUCAACAUGAUGACUGGAAUCACCCCCAUUAACCCAAUGAUACCAGGCCUUGGACUGGUACCUCCCCCACCACCAACAGAAGUGGCUGUUGUCAAAGAAAUAAUCCACUGCAAAAGCUGUACUCUUUUUCCUCAAAAUCCAAAUCUUCCACCUCCUUCCACAAGAGAACGACCUCCUGGGUGUAAGACUGUAUUUGUCGGAGGAUUACCAGAAAAUGCUACUGAAGAAAUUAUUCAAGAAGUCUUUGAACAGUGCGGUGAUAUUACAGCAAUUCGGAAAAGCAAGAAGAAUUUUUGUCACAUUCGCUUUGCAGAGGAAUUCAUGGUUGAUAAAGCCAUUUACCUUUCCGGUUACAGGAUGCGAUUAGGGUCUAGCACCGACAAAAAGGAUUCAGGCCGCCUUCAUGUGGACUUUGCCCAGGCCAGAGAUGACUUUUAUGAGUGGGAAUGCAAGCAGAGGAUGCGUGCCCGGGAGGAGCGGCACCGGCGCAAGCUGGAGGAGGACCGGCUCCGGCCCCCGUCCCCGCCCGCCAUAAUGCACUACUCGGAGCACGAAGCCGCUCUGCUGGCCGAAAAGCUGAAAGAUGAUAGCAAGUUUUCAGAGGCUAUCACAGUGUUACUUUCCUGGAUUGAACGAGGGGAAGUGAAUCGGCGCUCUGCAAACCAGUUCUAUUCCAUGGUGCAGUCAGCCAACAGCCACGUCCGCCGGCUAAUGAAUGAAAAAGCCACCCAUGAGCAGGAGAUGGAGGAAGCCAAGGAGAAUUUUAAAAAUGCCUUAACUGGGAUUCUCACUCAAUUUGAGCAGAUUGUGGCCGUUUUCAACGCUUCUACCAGACAAAAAGCUUGGGACCAUUUCUCGAAAGCCCAGCGCAAGAACAUAGACAUUUGGCGAAAGCAUUCUGAGGAGCUCCGGAAUGCUCAAAGUGAGCAGCUCAUGGGCAUCCGCCGCGAAGAAGAAAUGGAAAUGUCUGAUGAUGAGAAUUGUGACAGCCCUACAAAAAAAAUGAGAGUCGAUGAAUCAGCCCUGGCCGCUCAGGCCUACGCUCUGAAAGAGGAGAAUGACAGUCUCCGCUGGCAGCUGGAUGCCUACAGGAAUGAGGUGGAGCUGCUGAAACAAGAGAAAGAACAGCUUUUCCGAACAGAAGAAAACCUCACCAAGGACCAGCAACUGCAGUUCCUGCAGCAAACCAUGCAAGGCAUGCAGCAGCAAUUGCUAACCAUCCAGGAGGAAUUAAACAACAAAAAGUCAGAAUUGGAACAAGCAAAGGAAGAGCAGUCACAUACACAAGCGUUACUAAAAGUCCUCCAGGAACAAGAAAUCAAUGUGUUGACAGUUGCAUUGGUCAACCAAGACCGAGAGAACAAUAUUGAGAAAAGAAGCCAAGGCUUAAAAUCAGAGAAAGAAGCUCUGCUAAUAGGUAUCAUAUCAACGUUUCUUCAUGUCCAUCCUUUCGGAGCCAAUAUAGAAUAUCUCUGGUCAUACAUGCAGCAACUGGACUCCAAGAUAUCUGCAAAUGAAAUAGAAAUGCUUUUGAUGAGGCUGCCACGCAUGUUCAAACAGGAAUUCACAGGCGUGGGAGCCACGCUGGAAAAAAGAUGGAAAUUGUGUGCCUUUGAAGGAAUUAAAACUACCUAACUGUGAAGAGCAAAACAUCUCUGGAAAUGAAACCAUGUGAACCUGGCCAGGGCUGUGCAACUGGGGGAGCAGGAGGUGUGGGAUUGGUCCAGCACGCAACCUUUGUGGAGACAUCAAAGCUUGCCUUUAGUUAUAUCUGUGGUGUUCUCUUGUGAGUGGAAAUGUAAUUGUGUACCAGUUCCUUAAAAUAAACAAAGCUUCAUAUUGUGACAGAUCUGUUUCCUAUGAAAACCAAACAAUGAUUCCACAGUCAUAAUGGCAAAAUCGUAAAAUAUGCUACAUUUGAGAAUAGCUCACCAAGCAAAAUAUUUAAAGUUAAUGAUGGUGUAGCGAUGAUUGUUGCUAGGCUACAGAGUUGUAUAUGUAAUGUAUAGCUGAAAUCAUUAAAUGACAUUUUCCUGAAAGUCUUUCUGUUUUAGUAAAAAAAAAAAAAAAAAAAAAAGAAAAAAAUAAUUUUACAGUAAGGGAAAAUCAUACCAAAAGAAAACUUGAAUAUGUGUCUAAACAGUUAUUGUAUUUUGUAAAUUAAGUUAUAUGCUGUUCCAGGGACUUUUGCCUUAUUGAAGAGGCAGAAAAUAUGAUUGGACACAUUGAGAAUGCUUUAUCAAGAAUAUUAUUUUUCUAAUGUAACAAUUCUCCAUCAUAAGUUCUUUUAACAUGGACUGCAUAACAAUUUUCAUAAAGUGUAAAUAAAGGAAAAACUAGUGUUAUUGUCUUGUACUUGGUAUGUAACAUUCAGGUUUAUGCAUCAAAAUAAACAUUCAGUAAAUAUUCCUGUUACAAAUUUUAUAGCAAAGAUAUUAAUUUUUUUCAAUAAAUAUGACUUCUACCAUA